AGUGAGGGCUUUCUCUCUGUCAAGCGAUCUCAGUGCAUUUUAUUUUCAUGCAUGUUUACCGUGCAUUGCACUAAUCAGAGUAUGUGUUGAAACGCUGGAGUCUGAUGAACAUGGAUGACUUGAAGCAGUCGUGUCACGAGCUCUCUCUACCCGUCACGGAGAAAUGCAACCCCAUCAGCAGAGAUAUUGAUAGAGUGAAUGGCAAACAGAUGGUGCAAAUACUGAGAAGAUGCGACGCCGAGAUUUUUGAGAAGAAAAAUCAGGAUCCACUUCAUCAGAGACUAUAUAGUUCACCUGUCAUCCAAACGAUGGUGGAUGUUGCAAAGAGAGUGGAAAUGAUGCUGAGG
Messenger RNA from Sinocyclocheilus anshuiensis, 347 nucleotides. RefSeq names its product glucokinase regulatory protein-like. NCBI's taxonomy places the organism in Eukaryota, Metazoa, Chordata, Actinopteri, Cypriniformes, Cyprinidae. Gene Ontology annotation, cellular component: nucleoplasm; cytosol. The transcript is spliced from 3 exons. The annotation marks the transcript as partial. Gene Ontology annotation, molecular function: fructose-6-phosphate binding; enzyme binding; carbohydrate binding. Gene Ontology annotation, biological process: glucose homeostasis; response to fructose; negative regulation of glucokinase activity. The record is from RefSeq and is a predicted model, not a curated record.